AUGGCCGUCUCCAUCGCAGACAGUUCUUGUAGCCCGAACCGGUCCCUGGGAUUGUUGCUGGAUCCGGAUCAGGUUGAACCCCCUCGUCCCAAACAGAGCAUGUGGCAUCGCUUGGGCCUGCGCAGAUGGCUGGGCCGUGAUGAUCGCGAUUUUUCCUCCCAGCCGCCUGCCGGCUCUGCCCCUUCGGCCAACAACAGUCAGCAACAAUCGCCUCGACAUCGACACAAUCCUCCCAAUCCUCACGCCAACAACGCCCCCCUCAACACUAACUCCAACGUUAACCCUCCCCCCAAACCGCACGACACGCUUACCCGUCGACUGUCGCGGAAGGUGGGAGUCGGCCUGCCUCGAGCGACCACGUUCAAGAGGCAGAACUCCGAGCGUCGAGAUAAUCUAGCCCCCCUCGAUCCGGAGCCCCGUCGUGCUGUGUCCGCCGACCGCCGGCGCACGCUAAGUUCCCACUCCCAGAGGAGCAGGUCCAGGUCUCCACAGCCCGCCGUGGACCCCAGAUUAUCCGCACCCGAGGUUGCCUGGCGCGGCGACCACGCGGACGAGACCACGGUUGAGGAGCUGCCCGAGACGAAUGAGGACGGCGAUCUCCAUUCGGAAUGGAACCCUUGCCCCGACGUGACGGAUGUUCCCGAAGAGCCACCCGACGAUAUCAUCGAGAUGGAGCUGGAGAAACGCUGGAUUCUGAACCUGAGCAUGCACUUCCGCGACCGCUCCGAGCGUGAAAAAUUCUUCGUCACCUACGCCGAAGCCCCCAACCGAUGGCGUCGCGUCACCAUCUCCUGCGACUACCGCGGCGCCCCUCCCGAUUCCCUCGAGCAGGAUCUGAAGGAACUGCGCUACCAGCGGGAUAAAUGUGCCCGCAUCUACGAGUCCAUCCGCGAGUCGCUGCCCGAUAUCCAGUUCUACGACACCGUCACCAAUCUGAAGCUGGAGACUCGCGACGGACGCUUACACGUGCACGUCACCGAGGACGUCAACGAAAUAAUCCCUUAUCCGCCGGCCUCGUGCAUCGGCCACUUGCCGGAGGCUCGACUGGUCCCUGAACAGCGCUUGCAUUUCGAAGCGCAUCUGUCGGGGUUUGUCUACAAUGUGCGCUUGGAUGGCAGGUCCUUCAUCAAGAAGGAGAUUCCCGGACCGGACACGGUGGAUGAAUUCCUGUAUGAGAUUAACGCGCUCCACGCAUUGCAGGGCACUCCGAAUGUUGUUCAGGUGGAAGGGAUCGUGGUCGACGAAUAUGAAGAGAUGGUCAAAGGCUUGCUCAUCAGCUUCGCCGAAAAGGGAGCCCUGGUGGACAUCCUGUACGAGAACCGGGGGCUGAUCUCAUGGGAACGACGCGAGCGCUGGGCCCGGCAGAUUGUGCAGGGUUUAUGUGAGAUCCAUGAGGCGGGUUACGUCCAGGGAGACUUCACGCUGUCGAACAUCGUGGUUGACGGCAAUGACGACGCCAAAAUCAUCGACAUCAAUCGCCGGGGUUGUCCGGUGGGAUGGGAGCCCCCGGAGAUUGCGGCAAAGAUCGAGAGUAACCAGCGCAUUUCGAUGUACAUCGGAGUCAAGACGGAUCUUUACCAAUUAGGCAUGACCCUGUGGGCUUUGGCAAUGGAGGAGGACGAGCCCGAGCGCCAGCCCCGACCCCUGAUUCUGGACGAAGACCGAAACAUCCCGGAUUACUAUCGACGAGUCGUAUCUAUCUGCUUGAGCCCGACGCCCCGCCACCGCCUCUCGGCCAAGGAGCUUUUGCAUUUCUUUCCCCGCGACUCGAUGAUGAGCACCGGGCAGCCGGCUCCCAUGGUGCAGCCCCGACACAUGGGAGUUGGCUUCGGGCUGCACAACGGCGCUUUCCCGUGGUACAACCCCCGCGCCAUGGCGGCUCCUUCGGCAUUCUUGCAGCCCCGACCGGCCCCCAACGAAUUCACGGAGCCCCAGGCUCUUUCAGGGGGUGGAUACGGAUACACUCCGCAAACCGACGAAGAUUUUCAUGGAUUGGGACCGCUGCCCUCUGAGGGCUACCGGCCCGGUGACGAGGAACGCCGGGACAGCGCGAUUGACGAAAUGGGUGUGAGGGGUGCAGAAAAUCGACUCGAUAGCAAGGAGGGCUUGAUGUCCGUCGUUGGCAUCGAUGGAGACGAGCGAUCGUCUUCUCUUGAGUCCACCCGUUUAGCACGGUUCGUCGACUCGGCUCCACCCCUUACGGACUAUGAAGACGGCCAAAGGCUCCCGGACCUUGUGUCGGACGAAAUUGACGUCGACUUUGAUGUUGAAAUGAAUCCGCUCUACCAUAGACCCUCUAUGGAUCGGUCGGCUGACCUGUUACCGUUCCCCGUCGAUCCUCUGUCCGAAGAACUUGCCGGCGUGGGCAGCCACCCGAAAUGCUCCCUGGGGCCUAGGUCCCCGAAUCACUCGCCGCCGCUGUCUUCUGCAGCCACCCAGUCGACCGAUCCGUAUUCCGCGCCCGGGGCGGACUAUAGCCAUGCAUUGAUUCGAGACCAGGAUUGGGCGGGCCCAUCACGUUCAGUAUCUUCCCUACUGCAUUCGAUGCUCCCGAUCAACCCUGCCUUCAGCAUAUCCGAACAAAAAUUGCUCGAAACUCAUGCGGAUCGAUUCUCACCAUUGAACAUCCGAUCAGCCUUGGGAUACUCUCGACAAAUACUGCAAGAACAUACCUCUAACCUUAGCGAUUCACAUCUCCCGAUCAACCCAGCAUUCGAGGCAUCUGUAUGA
Messenger RNA from Aspergillus melleus, 2730 nucleotides. RefSeq lists its product as uncharacterized. The record is from RefSeq and is a predicted model, not a curated record. Gene Ontology annotation, cellular component: cytoplasm. Gene Ontology annotation, biological process: signal transduction; protein phosphorylation. Bases 1 to 2730 code for a protein of 909 amino acids. Gene Ontology annotation, molecular function: ATP binding; protein kinase activity. The transcript has a single exon. NCBI's taxonomy places the organism in Eukaryota, Fungi, Ascomycota, Eurotiomycetes, Eurotiales, Aspergillaceae.